AUGCCGCUCGACUACAGCAAAUGGGACGCCCUGGAGCUCAGCGACGAUUCCGAUAUCGAAGUCCAUCCCAACGUCGACAAGAAGUCUUUUAUCCGAGCGAAACAAAGCCAAAUCCACAUGGAGCGUCAGCAGCGCAAGCAGCGCAUGGAGGCGCUCCGGUACGAGGUAGCCCUGCACCAGGUGCUGCUCAAGCGCAUCUCGGCGCUGCUGGCGGCCCUCCAGUCACGCGCCUCCGAGGCUACCACCACGGGGGAACCGGGUCAGCUCGCCUUCCAAGCUGUCAUGGAGUCGGCGGGCGACGCAAAGGAUGACGCCCUGCCGCCCGUGCCCGAGGGCCUCCGCGUGGACCCCAACCAACCCAAGACCUACUCGGCCAUGAUGGCAGGCUUGCUCGACCAGGUCAACAAGGCCAUGGUGGCCAAGCAGCCCGACGACCGCUACACGGCGAUGCUUGAGGAGAUUCGGGUCCACGAGACGCAGGUGCAGACGCUGAUCCGGGAGAGCGGCGACGAGCUGGCCAAGCUGGAGCAGCAGGAGAGGAAGAAAAUUACGAGCGCGGAUAUCCACACGGGCUUCGAUAGCUCUUUUGUGAACAAGACGCCAUCGGCAGGCGGCGAGUCAACAAAGGUCGAGCUGCUCAACCCCGACUACGACCCGUCAAAAGCCAAGUCCACCGGCAAAGACGACGACGAUGACGACGAUGACGGCCAGCCGUCGCCGCUCGCCGAAGAGUUUGGCAAGAUUCAGGCGGGCAACUACUCGGCGAGCCUCGAAUUCCUGGCCAAGCACAGGGAGGUCCUAACGGAGCGGGAGUCGGACGGCCUGCUGAUGAUCGCUUUUGACGAGGCGCUCGAGGGGCGCGAAGAGAGCGCGCAGCAGUACGUGCACCAGGCGCUGCUGCUGCAGUACUGCCGCUCGCUGGGCCGCGACGGCGUGGCGCUCUUCUUCCGGCGCGUCACCGAGAAGGAGCCCAACAACGCCAAGGACGUCUUCUACAAGGACGUGCGGGACACGCACCAGCGGAUCUGCAAGCGCGCGCGCGAGCUCAAGGCCGAGCGCGCCGCCGCGGGGGACGACGGCGAGGCGCAGAUCCAGCUUCACGCCGUCGAGCCGGGCACGGUCAUCGCGAUCAACGUGCCGGAGGCGGACAGCGCGGACCCGGAGGUGAGAGAGGCGCGCGAAAUCUUUGAGGGGUUCAGCGAGGAGAUGCGCGCGGCGCUCGAGACGGGCGAGCUGGAGCAGGUGAACAAGGUGCUGGGCAAGAUGUCCGUGGAGGAGGCGGAGGAGUACGUCAACCUGUUUGGCGAGGCUGGAAUUCUGAGCAUGGAAGAGGAGAUUAUAGAUGGGACGACGGCCGAGGGCAGACAGAAGAUCGAGGCGCUGGAAGCCAAGCACAGCGCAGAGAAAGCAGCGGAGGAAACGGCGGGAGUGACGAGUGAUCCGGAGUAG
Molecule: messenger RNA, 1449 nt
Organism: Cordyceps fumosorosea ARSEF 2679
Lineage: Eukaryota; Fungi; Ascomycota; Sordariomycetes; Hypocreales; Cordycipitaceae
Product: Hsp90 co-chaperone Cdc37
Exons: 3
Coding region: 1-1449 (482 amino acids)
Biological process (GO): protein folding; protein stabilization
Cellular component (GO): cytoplasm
Molecular function (GO): heat shock protein binding; protein kinase binding; protein-folding chaperone binding
Source: RefSeq, a predicted model, not a curated record